Molecule: messenger RNA, 7489 nt
Organism: Stomoxys calcitrans (stable fly)
Lineage: Eukaryota; Metazoa; Arthropoda; Insecta; Diptera; Muscidae
Exons: 3
Coding region: 1-7416 (2471 amino acids)
Source: RefSeq, a predicted model, not a curated record
AUGAAACUAUUUCUGAGCGCCACCUUGGCCAUUAUGCUGGGCAGCAUAUUGGGCCAAACGCAGUUGAUUCAGACAUCUCUGGGAGCCAUACCAGCAUCAGGACAAAUCACCUUAAAUGGCGGCAGCUAUCCCCUAAAUGGUAUUGACAGCUCAUCGGCAUUGCAGAGUCUAAUGAAUACAGUGAACCAAGGGGGAUCGGGCAGUGUUAGUGUGAACAUCAAUCAGCAACCAGCAAAUGUGGUAUCACAUAGCAUUGUGGGUGGUACAGGCACUAUAUCGAUACCAUCGAAUAUUUUCGGAGGCACAGUUGGUGGCAGUAUCAGCGGUUCAAACAUCAUAAGUGGCAGCGGCAGUAUUAGUGGGUCCGCCACUAUUCCCAUCAGCACGGGCAGUAGUCAAGUGUUUACUGGGUCCACCACAAUACCCAUCAGCACGGGCAGCAGUCAAGUAAUUAGUGGUUCUGCUACAGUGCCCAUCUCCACGGGAUCCUCUACCACAACCACCAGUUCAGGUAGCAAGAAAUGGUCCAUAACCAUUAAUAACAGUGCCGUUGCUAAUAAAAAGCCCACUGUCACUAGUACAACUACUACCAGUAGCACUUCUACCAGCAGCAUACCAACACCAACAACUACUACUACUACUACAACCGGAGGAACUGGUAGCAUUGCCCUAAAUGGCAUGAAUAUAAUCACUGGAACCUCUACUCUACCCAAGCAUAUACUCGAUCUUUUGAAUUCAGUCAGCUCUAACAGUGCUCCAGCUGUUGUUAUAAACACCACUCCACCCAAGGAACAACACAUUUCAAUUGGCCCAACGACAGGAGGAUCAGUUGUCAUUAAUCCUUUUCUGCCCCAGGAACAACAGAUUUCGGGAGGAACUUCCGGAACCAUUGUCUUAAAUGGUGGGCCAUCUCAGGAACACCAGAUAACGGGUGGCACUACGGGCACAAUUGUCUUAAAUGGUGGGCCAUCUCAGGAACACCAGAUAACGGGAGGCACUACGGGCACAAUUGUCUUGAAUGGUGGUGGCAGCACUACUAUGAAUACUCAAGAUAUUGGAACCGGCAGUGUGAUUAUAAAUGGACAAACAGGCAGCGGUGGCAGCACCAACAUAGGCGAUAUCAUCAAUGGCAUAGGCAACAUUGACCUAGGAGGUCCAACUGGUGGCAAUGUCAACAUUGAAGGUAAUGGCCAAUGGACAAUUGGUGGUGGCGGUACAAACGAAGUGGAACAUAACAUUAAUCUGAAUGGAAAUGGAGUAUGGAACAUGGGUAGCAUUGGUACCAAUGGCAACAAUGGUAUCAAUUUGCAAGAAACUGAGCAUAAUGUCAAUGUUGGAGGAAAUGGAGAAUGGACUAUUGGUAACAAUGGUAACCCUGUUGAAGAAAUUGUAAAUAAUGGCAACGGUGGAUGGAGUAUUGGUAACAAUGGAAACCCUAUUGAAGAAAUUGAACACAAUGGAAAUGGUGAAUGGACCAUUGGCAAUAAUGGUAAUCCAGUUGAAGUUAUCGAAAAUAACGGCAAUAGUGGAUGGACCAUUGGCAACAAUGGCAACCCCAUUGAAGAAAUCGAACACAAUGGCAAUGGUGAAUGGACCAUCGGCAACAAUGGAAAUCCUGUGGAAGAAAUCGAACACAAUGGUAAUGGUGAAUGGACCAUCGGCAACAAUGGAAACCCUGUAGAAGAAAUCGAACACAACGGCAAUGGUGGAUGGUCUAUUGGCAACAAUGGUAACCCUGUUGAAGUUAUCGAAAAUAACGGCAAUGGUGGAUGGACUAUUGGCAACAAUGGUAAUCCUCUUGAAGAAAUCGAACACAAUGGUAAUGGCGGAUGGACUAUUGGCAACAAUGGCAACCCUCUUGAAGAAAUUGAACACAAUGGUAAUGGCGGAUGGACUAUUGGCAACAAUGGUAAUCCUCUUGAAGAAAUCGAACACAAUGGUAAUGGCGAAUGGACUAUUGGCAACAAUGGUAGCCCUGUUGAAGAAAUUGUAAAUAAUGGCAAUGGUGGAUGGACCAUUGGCAACAAUGGUAACCCUCUUGAAGAAAUUGAACACAACGGCAAUAGUGAAUGGACCAUCGGCAACAAUGGAAACCCUGUGGAGGAAAUCGAACACAAUAGUAAUGGUGGAUGGACCAUCGGCAACAAUGGCAACCCAGUUGAAGAAAUCGAACACAACGGCAAUAGUGAAUGGACCAUCGGCAACAAUGCUAACCCUGUUGAAGUUAUCGAAAAUAAUGGCAAUGGUGGAUGGACCAUUGGCAACAAUGGUAAUCCUCUUGUAGAAAUCGAACACAAUGGCAAUGGCGAAUGGACCAUCGGCAACAAUGGUAACCCUGUCGAAGUUAUCGAAAAUAACGGCAAUGGUGGAUGGACUAUUGGCAACAAUGGUAAUCCUCUUGAAGAAAUCGAACACAAUGGUAAUGGCGAAUGGACAAUCGGCAACAAUGGCAACCCUCUUGAAGAAAUCGAACACAAUGGUAAUGGUGGAUGGACCAUCGGAAACAAUGGCAAACCCAUUGAAGAAAUCGAACACAAUGGUAAUGGUGCAUGGACUAUUGGCAACAAUGGUAACCCUGUUGAAGAAAUUGUAAAUAAUGGCAAUGGUGGAUGGACCAUUGGCAACAAUGGUAAUCCUCUUGAAGAAAUCGAACACAAUGGUAAUGGCGAAUGGACAAUCGGCAACAAUGGCAACCCCAUUGAAGAAAUCGAACACAAUGGUAAUGGUGCAUGGACUAUUGGCAACAAUGGUAACCCUGUUGAAGUCAUCGAAAAUAACGGCAACGGUGGAUGGACCAUUGGCAACAAUGGUAAUCCUCUUGAAGAAAUCGAACACAAUGGUAAUGGCGAAUGGACAAUCGGCAACAAUGGCAACCCCAUUGAAGAAAUCGAACACAAUGGUAAUGGUGCAUGGACUAUUGGCAACAAUGGUAACCCUGUUGAAGAAAUUGUAAAUAAUGGCAAUGGUGGAUGGACCAUUGGCAACAAUGGUAAUUCUCUUGAAGAAAUUGAACACAAUGGUAAUGGUGGAUGGACGAUUGAAAACAAUGGUAAUCCUCUUGAAGAAAUCGAGCACAAUGGCAAUGGUGGAUGGACCAUUGGCAACAAUUUUAAUCCUCUUGAAGAAAUCGAACACAAUGGCAAUGGAGGAUGGACCAUUGGCAACAACGGAAACCCUCUAGAAGAAAUCGAACACAACGGCAAUGGAGGAUGGGCAAUUGGAAACAAUGGAAACCCUCAUGAAGAAAUCGAACAUAAUGGCAAUGGCGAAUGGACUAUUGGAAACAAUGGUAGCCCUGUUGAAGUAAUCGAAAAUAACGGCAAUGGUGGAUGGACCAUUGGCAACAAUGGCAAUCCACUUGAAGAAAUUGAACACAAUGGCAAUGGCGAAUGGACCAUGGGCAACCAUGGUAAUCAUGUCGAAGUUAUCGAGAAUAACGGCAACAGUGGAUGGACCAUUGGCAGUAAUGGUAACCCUGUCGAAGUAACAGAAAAUAACGGCAAUGGUGGUUGGACCAUUGGCAACAAUGGGAACCCUGUUGAAGAAAUCGAACACAAUGGAAAUGGUGGAUGGACCAUUGGCAACAACGGCAACCCUGUUGAAGUCAUCGAAAAUAAUGGCAAUGGAGGAUGGACGAUUGGAAACAAUGGUAACCCUAUUGAAGAAAUCGAACACAAUGGAAAUGGUGGAUGGACCAUUGGCAACAACGGCAACCCUGUUGAAGUUAUCGAAAAUAACGGCAAUGGUGGAUGGACCAUUGGCAACAAUGGUAAUCCUCUUGAAGAAAUCGAACACAAUGGCAAUGGCGAAUGGACCACCGGCAACAAUGGUAACCCUGUUGAAGUAAUCGAAAAUAACGGCAAUGGUGAAUGGACCAUUGGCAACAAUGGAAAUCCUCUUGAAGAAAUCGAACACAAUGGCAAUGGCGAAUGGACAAUCGGCAACAAUGGCAACCCUCUUGAAGAAAUCGAACAUAAUGGUAAUGGUGGAUGGACUAUUGGAAACAAUGGAAACCCUAUUGAAGAAAUCGAACACAAUAGUAAUGGUGGAUGGACCAUUGGCAACAACGGCAACCCUGUUGAAGUCAUCGAAGAUAAUGGCAAUGGUGGAUGGACGAUUGGAAACAAUGGCAAUCCUCUUGAAGAAAUCGAACAUAAUGGUAAUAGCGAAUGGACUAUUGGCAACAAUGGUAACCCUGUUGAAGAAAUUGUAAAUAAUGGCAACGGUGGAUGGACUAUUGGUAACAAUGGAAACCCUAUUGAAGAAAUAGAACACAAUGGAAAUGGUGGAUGGACUAUUGGUAACAAUGGAAACCCUAUUGAAGAAAUCGAACACAAUGGAAAUGGUGAAUGGACCAUUGGCAACAACGGCAACCCCCUAGAAGAAAUCGAACACAACGGCAAUGGUGGAUGGACCAUUGGCAACAAUGGGAACCCUCUUGGAGAAAUCGAACACAACGGCAAUGGCGAAUGGACUAUUGGCAACAAUGGUAAUCCUGUUGAAAUAAUCGAAAAUAACAGCAACGGUGGAUGGACUAUUGGAAACAAUGGAAACCCUGUUGAAGAAAUUGAACACAAUGGUAAUGGAGGAUGGACCACUGGCAACAACGGCAACCCUCUUGAAGAAAUCGAACACAACAGCAAUGGUGGAUGGACCCUUAACAACAAUGGCAACCCUAUUGAAGAAUUCGAACAUAACGGCAAUGGGGGUUGGAACAUUGGUAACAAUGGUAACCCUGUCGAAGUUAUCGAAAAUAAUGGCAACGGUGGAUGGACCAUUGGCAACAAUGGCAACACUCUUGAAGAAAUCGAACACAAUGGUAACGGCGAAUGGACCAUGGGCAGCAAUGGUAAUCCCGUCGAAGUUAUCGAAAAUAACGGCAACAGUGGAUGGACCAUUGGCAACAAUGGCAACACUCUUGAAGAAAUCGAACACAAUGGUAACGGCGAAUGGACCAUGGGCAACAAUGGUAAUCCCGUCGAAGUUAUCGAAAAUAACGGCAACAGUGGAUGGACCAUUGGCAGUAAUGGAAACCCUGUUGAAGUAAUCGGAAACAACGGCAAUGGUGAGUGGACAAUUGGCAACAAUGGUAAUCCUGUUGAUGUAACCGAAAAUAACGGCAACGGUGGAUGGAACAUUGGCAACAACGGCAACCCUGUUGAAGUAAUCGGAAACAACGGCAAUGGUGAGUGGACAAUUGGCAACAAUGGCAACCCUCUUGAAGAAAUCGAACACAACGGCAUUGGUGAAUGGACAAUUGGCAACAAUGGUAACCCUGUCGAAGUUAUCGAAAAUAACGGCAACGGUGGAUGGACAAUUGGCAACAAUGGUUACCCUGUCGAGGUAACCGAAAAUAAUGGCAAUAGUGAAUGGACCACUGGCAACAAUGGUAACCCUCUUGGAGAAAUUGAACAAAAUGGAAAUGGAGGAUGGACCAUAGACAACAAUGGUAAUCCAAUUGAAGAGAUCGAGAACAAUGGAAAUGGAGGAUGGACCAUUGGCAACAAUGGUAACCCUACUGAAGAAAUCGAGCACAUCGGAAAUGGUGGGUUGACUAUUGGCAACAAUGGUAACCCUGUCGAAGUUAUCGAAAAUAACGGCAGCGGUGGAUGGACCACUGGCAACAAUGGCAACCCUCUUGAGGAAAUCGAACACAAUGUCAAUGGCGAAUGGACCAUUGGCAACAAUGGCAACCCUCUUGGAGAAAUCGAACACAAUGGGAAUGGCGAAUGGACUAUAGGCAACAAUGGCAACCCUGUUGAAGUUAUUGAAAAUAAUGGCAACGGCGGAUGGACCAUUGGCAACAAUGGCAUUGAGGAAAUCAAACACAAUGGUAAUGGAGGAUGGACCAUUGGCAACAAUGGCAACCCUCUUGAAGAAAUCGAACACAAUGAAAAUGCCGGCUAUGAGGAAAAAGAACCUGAAUGCACUGUUGAAGGAUCUGGAAAUGGUGAGGAAACUAAUCAACAAUUAAUAGAAGGAAAUGGCCAGUGGUCCAUCAAUAAUGGAGGAUCAAAUGAAGGUUCCAGCGCUGAAGGACCCAUAUUGGGAGAAAUUACUAACGGUGAACCUGGUUUCGGAGAGGAAAUUGUUAUAAAUGGAUCUAAUGAAGGUAUACCCGAAAGUGGUAAUGAAGGAGCAAAUACCGAGUUGGAACCCAAAAAUGAAGAUGAAGAAGAACCUUUUGAUAUCGAAGAUUUGAUUGAUGAUGAUGAAGACGAGGAUGACUAUUAUGACGAUGAAGAUGACUUUGAUCCCUUUAACAUUGGUCAUGGCCAUAAUAUUAUCAUAAUACAAGGCUCACACCGCCAUAGACAUCAUCAUCAUGGUCUAAGCCUGUAUGAUUUAAUGUAUCACAGUCUGCUGGGUCAAUUGCAUGGUGGUUGUUCCUUCAAAAAAGAAAUGCAUUUACGUCAUCGCCUUCAUUGGUAUCUGCGUCGCCAUAAACUGCCAAAGGGUCUCUAUGGCAUCUUUAAAAUCAGCGAUGAACCCAGCCUAUCCCACCAUCUAAGGAAUUAUCUGUCACAGGGCUCUGUACAUGACAGCUUCCCCAGUGGAUUGCAAGAUAUCUUCAACUUUGCCAAUAUGCAUAAUCUUCGUGGUCAUUUAGUGAAAUAUUUGAUUCGUGGAAGUGGUCCUCGCGUCACCUAUUACAAGACAUUUACUAGCAAAAAUGGUGAACCUCUCAAACUUGUCGAUGGAAAUCCACAAGAGCUAUUACCUAAGAACGAUGAAUCCAGUUCAGAUGUACAAAAUUCCAUGGUUGAUAUGUUCAACAAAAUGCCAGCAUUCCCUAGCUUUGAUUUACCCAAAGCUUUCCCUUCUUUGGCGAAAAUUUUUAAUUUUGAAAUUCCCAAAGAGCUGCCAGCCAAUGGCAAAGAUGGGGCCACUGCUGAAACCAGCUCAGUUGGAGAGCAAAACGUUGAAGCUGAGAAUAAUGUUCAGCCUACGUCUGCAGACUCCUCUUCUCUUAAUAUUGUUGGCAGACCUCAAGGCUCUGUUUUAAAUGGCCAAUAUGACUUUGGAAGUUUACUACAUAAGCAAAUUUCGCCAAAUAUGCUGAGGCCUGCACCGCUCACUGAGGACAUUCAAACAUCUUCUCUUCAUACUGAACCAGUUUCACACAGUAUGCUAAGACCUGCGCCUAUACCAUUGACAGGGGACUUCAAUGGUGCAUUUACGAAACCUAUGCCCCAAAGUAUGCUCAGACCUCUUGCUAUUCCUGAGAAGGGUCCCCUUCCUCUAGCCGGUCAUUUUGUUAUGCCAACCACCGAUGACAUUCAACACUCUAUUUCACACAGUAUGCUCAGACCAGCUCCCAUACCUGACCGAGCUUAUCUUCCCGGAACCAUGAAUGGUCCAGUAACUGAUGAUUACCAGAGUCCCCCUUUUAUGCCCAUACCCGCUCUUGGGUAGUAAGUGACAUUAGCUGUAUAUUGAAAAAUUUAAACUUUGGUUUUGUAUAUAAGAGCACUCACUAUAAUUGUAA